UUUGUCUUUACUCGGCCACCGUCUCGUCAGCGUUACGGAGUAUUUUGUCCGCCUGCCGCCGCCGUCCCAGAUAUUAAUCACGGAGUUCCAGGGAAGAGGAACUUGUGAUAUGGGGGAGUCGGGAGGUGUUGCCGGCACGAUGGAGUCAUCUUUUAGUCCGGGACUCUCUCACAGGCUGGAUGAAGAUUGGGAUUCUGGCCUGUUUGCUGAACUCGGUUAUUUCACAGACACUGAUGAGCUGCAAUUGGAAGCAGCAAAUGAGACGUGUGAAAACAAUUUUGAUCAUCUUGAUUUUGAUUUGGAUUUGAUGCCUUGGGAGUCAGACAUUUGGGACAUUAACAACCAAAUCUGUACAGUUAAAGAUAUUAAGGCAGAACCUCAGCCACUUUCUCCAACCUCCUCAAGUUAUUCAGUCUCGUCUCCUCAGUCAGUGGACUCUUAUUCUUCAACUCAGCAUGUUCCUGAGGAGUUGGAUUUGUCUUCUAGUUCUCAGAUGUCUCCUCUUUCCUUAUAUGGUGAAAGCUCUAAUAGUCCCUCUUCAGCAGAGCCACUGAAGGAAGAUAAGCCUGUCACUGGUCCUAGGAACAAGACUGAAAAUGGACUGACUCCAAAGAAAAAAAUUCAGGUGAAUUCAAAACCUUCAAUUCAGCCCAAGCCUUUAUUGCUUCCAGCAGCACCCAAGACUCAAACAAACUCCAGCGUUCCAGCAAAAACCAUCAUUAUUCAGACAGUACCAACACUUAUGCCAUUGGCAAAGCAGCAACCAAUUAUCAGUUUACAACCUGCACCCACUAAAGGUCAGACGGUUUUGCUGUCUCAGCCUACUGUGGUACAACUUCAAGCACCUGGAGUUCUGCCCUCUGCUCAGCCAGUCCUUGCUGUUGCUGGGGGAGUCACACAGCUACCUAAUCACGUGGUGAAUGUGGUACCAGCCCCUUCGGCGAAUAGCCCAGUGAAUGGAAAACUUUCUGUGACUAAACCUGUCCUACAAAGUACCAUGAGAAAUGUGGGUUCAGAUAUUGCUGUGCUAAGGAGACAACAACGUAUGAUAAAAAAUCGAGAAUCUGCUUGUCAGUCUCGCAAGAAGAAGAAAGAAUAUAUGCUAGGGUUAGAGGCGAGAUUAAAGGCUGCCCUUUCAGAGAACGAGCAACUGAAGAAAGAAAAUGGAACACUGAAGCGGCAGCUGGAUGAGGUUGUGUCAGAGAACCAGAGGCUUAAAGUCCCUAGUCCAAAGCGAAGAGCUGUCUGUGUGAUGAUAGUAUUGGCAUUUAUAAUACUGAACUAUGGACCUAUGAGCAUGCUGGAACAGGAUUCCAGGAGAAUGAACCCUAGUGUGAGCCCUGCAAAUCAGAGGAGGCACCUUCUAGGAUUUUCUGCUAAAGAGGCACAGGACACAUCAGAUGGUGUCAUCCAGAAAAACAGCUACAGAUAUGAUCAUUCUGUUUCAAAUGACAAAGCCCUGAUGGUGCUAACUGAAGAACCAUUGCUUUAUAUUCCUCCACCUCCUUGUCAGCCCCUAAUUAACACCACAGAGUCUCUCAGGUUAAAUCAUGAACUUCGAGGAUGGGUUCAUAGACAUGAAGUGGAAAGGACCAAGUCAAGAAGAAUGACAAAUAAUCAACAGAAAACCCGUAUUCUUCAGGGUGCUCUGGAACAGGGCUCAAAUUCUCAGCUGAUGGCUGUUCAAUACACAGAAACCACUAGUAUCAGCAGGAACUCAGGGAGUGAGCUACAAGUGUAUUAUGCUUCACCCAGAAGUUAUCAAGACUUUUUUGAAGCCAUCCGCAGAAGGGGAGACACAUUUUAUGUUGUGUCAUUUCGAAGGGAUCACCUGCUGUUACCAGCUACCACCCAUAACAAGACCACAAGACCAAAAAUGUCAAUUGUGUUACCAGCAAUAAACAUAAAUGAGAAUGUGAUCAAUGGGCAGGACUACGAAGUGAUGAUGCAGAUUGACUGUCAGGUGAUGGACACCAGGAUCCUCCACAUCAAAAGCUCAUCAGUUCCUCCUUACCUCCGAGAUCAGCAGAGGAAUCAAACCAACACCUUCUUUGGCUCCCCUCCCGCAGCCACAGAGGCAGCCCACGCUGUCAGCACCAUCCCUGAGUCAUUACAAUAGCACCCUGCAGCUAUGCUGGAAAACUGAGCGUGGGACCCUGCCAGGCUGAAGAGCAGGUGAGCGAAGUGCUGCUUUCUGCCUUGGUGGCAGGCAGAGAACUGUCUCGUACUAGAAUUCAAGGAGGAAAGAAGAAGAAAUAAAAGAAGCUGCUCCAUUUUUCAUCAUCUUCCCAUCUAUUUGGAAAGCACUGGAAUUCAGACACAAGAGAACAAUGAUUCUUCAGUGACAAAUGUAGCCCUGCAUCCUCUGGUGUUACCUGGUGUGGAUUUUUUUUUCUGUACCUUUCUAAACCUCUCUUCCCUCUGUGUUGGUUUUGUGUUUAAACAGUCAUCUUUCAAAUAAUAUCCACCUCUCCUUUUUGCCAUUUCACUUAUUGAUUCAUAAAGUGAAUUUUAUUUAAAGCUAUGCCGCACA
This is a messenger RNA of Mandrillus leucophaeus (drill), 2533 nucleotides long. It is a transcript of the gene ATF6, whose product is annotated as activating transcription factor 6. Bases 110 to 2119 code for a protein of 669 amino acids. NCBI's taxonomy places the organism in Eukaryota, Metazoa, Chordata, Mammalia, Primates, Cercopithecidae. The record is from RefSeq and is a predicted model, not a curated record. Gene Ontology annotation, cellular component: nucleus. Gene Ontology annotation, biological process: regulation of transcription by RNA polymerase II; endoplasmic reticulum unfolded protein response. Gene Ontology annotation, molecular function: DNA-binding transcription factor activity, RNA polymerase II-specific; RNA polymerase II cis-regulatory region sequence-specific DNA binding. The transcript has 16 exons.